AUGCUUCUUCCAAUCAAGUUGCUGUUGGUCAUUUAUCAACAGGACAAAGUCACCUUGAAGAUGACUGGUUCUGCUGAGCAAAAAGAUGUGAAUUGGUCAAGAUUAGCUAAGAGGAUGGCAUACGAUUAUUUUGAUCUGUAUCUACCAUGUGGUUUUAUAUCAACUGUGAUUUCUUUGAUUAAAUCUUAUAAGGUUAUAGAAGAGUUAAAACGAAAACAAAUAAAAAAAGACGCAAUGAACAAAAAGAUUUCUUCUGAUCAUCUUCAACCCUCCUUCUUGGUACGACCUCCAACACUCCAUCUUCGUCUUCCUUCUGUGGGAUAUGAAGGAGUAAUCUGUCCUAGAAUCCAAUUGCUAAUUGAGAAGCACAAAAGGGAAGCACAAGACUGGACCCCAACUUGGCAUAGUGAUGAUGAUCUCUCAAUCUUUGGAGUUACCAAUGGAACUGAGACAUAUUGUGUAAAUCUGAAGAAUGAAUCAUGCAGCUGCAGAAAAUGGGAGUUGUCUGGAAUCCCAUGUUGUCAUGUUAUCUCCUGCAUUUGGAACAUAAGAAAAAAACCAGAAGCAUAUGUCUCUCCAUAUUAUAGCAAAGUUACAUUUGAGAAAUGCUAUGCUAAUAUUGUCAUGCCAACCAAUGGACCACAAUUAUGGACUGAUGUUGAUCAUGUGCCUAUGUGUCCUCCUGUCAUGAGAAGAGCAAUUGGACGUCCAAAAAAGAUGAGAAUUAAAACAGGUGAUGAGCCAAAGAACUCCCAUGUGCUUUCAAGAAGCUUUUCAACUGUCACUUGCAAUAAAUGUGGACAAACUGGACACAACAGUAGGACUUGUAAGGGCAAGAGGGCAGCUGAUAGGCAGAUACCAAAAGGAGGCAAUAAGAAGACCAAGCAAACAAAGACAACCAAGAAGGCAAAGAAGACUAACAAGACUAAAGAUGCAGAAAAACAGAUUGAGAUUGGUCAGGGAUCUCAAGCACCUCAGCCUAGUCAAGAGUAG
This is a messenger RNA of Vicia faba (fava bean), 993 nucleotides long. NCBI's taxonomy places the organism in Eukaryota, Viridiplantae, Streptophyta, Magnoliopsida, Fabales, Fabaceae. The record is from the annotation of a GenBank genome assembly.